Dicentrarchus labrax (European seabass) is the source of this 1289-nucleotide messenger RNA. RefSeq names its product oligodendrocyte transcription factor 4 (gene olig4). The record is from RefSeq and is a predicted model, not a curated record. Gene Ontology annotation, molecular function: protein dimerization activity. The coding region runs from base 195 to 950 and encodes 251 amino acids. Lineage: Eukaryota; Metazoa; Chordata; Actinopteri; Moronidae. The transcript has a single exon.
CUCACUCCUGUGGACAAACUGAUCAUCAGACUGAACAGCACAAACUCUGAGAGACUGUGGAGACACUACAGGGAACUGGAAGAACUCCAAAGCAGAGAACUAUAAGAAGCAUCCGUAGGAUUUAAACUCAAGCUCCUAGCAUUUAGGGUAGUAUUUUUGGACAAUUUUUCAAUUUGUACCCCACUUUGACCAAGAUGGAUUCCGACGCUGGCUCCACCUGCAGCCGUUCCUCAUCCCCAGACCUGGUGGUGGACGACUCUGCUGGGAGCUUCUUCUCUAACAAGAUGUUCCAGACAUACUGCAGAGAAAACAGAGCAGACAGCGAGGCCGGCCAGGGCAGGACGGAGCACUGCGGCGGGGGCGGUAAGAGCAAGAACAGGUCUGACCCUGACAAGGAAGAGGGGCAAGACCUGAGACUGAAAGUCAACAGUCGGGAGAGGAAAAGGAUGCAUGAUCUGAACCAGGCGAUGGAUGGCCUGAGAGAGGUCAUGCCCUACGCCCAUGGACCUUCAGUCCGCAAGCUAUCGAAAAUCUCCACCUUGCUGUUAGCUCGCAACUACAUCCUCAUGCUGUCCAGCUCCUUGGAUGAGAUGAAGAAGUUGGUGGGAGAUGUUUAUGGAGGUGCCGCCGCCCAGAGCCGCACUGCUGCCCACCCCACUAUUACCCCAGCAGCCGCCACUGUCCACCUCCCUCUACAUCCUCUGGCCCAAUCUCUGCACUCUCUGGUGGGCAGCACGCCUUCAGCUCUCCAGCAUCAUUCAGCUUCUACAGCCCCGCACUCCCCUCCAUCCACCAGCUACCUGAGUUUUCAUGCUCCAGUCCAGGGCCUUCUCAAGGACCCCCUCCAUCUGGCCGGCUCCUACAGGCACUUCCCGGGCAUGCCCUGCCCCUGCUCACUCUGCCAGCCUUUGCCCACCUCCACAUUACACAGCCUGUCUAUGACCAAGUGAGCAGGACUCUCUUAAAACUGACCUCUGCUGUUUGGAUCAACGUAGUGAACCAAGAUCACAGAAGAUUGUUAAACGAACUGCUAAAAUGAUGGCUGGUGCCAGAACUUGUACAUACUGUAUAUAUCUUCUACAAUGCAAACUGCUGCUAUUUUUUAUCAUUGGUCUCAUCUGCAUCGUUUAUACAGAAAUAUUCUACAUGCACCGGGAUUUUUUCAGAGUCGCAAACACUGUAAUUUAUCUGAUAUCUGUGGUGAUGAAACGCUGUCAGAAAAGGAACUGGUGUGUCAUAUUGUGCAGGAUUUCUAUUUUCCUAAAUUAAAAUUUUUGUUAUAAUAAUAA